AUGAAAGUGAAUGAUACAGCUCAAGAGCUUGCUGAAGAAGCUCGAGACUAUUGGAUUGUGACUCCUGAAGCUGGAUAUGUGGUUAAAACGACGGUAAUUAGCUAUAGAACCUUCAGAAAGUUAUAUUCUUUCUGUGUUCAGACUUGAAACUCUCGUAGUAAUAGCUCUAUGACAAUACAAACCAUGAAAACGUUAUAAAAACAUCUUUUACAGUGUAGAAAUGUUGGAUCCGAGCCACAUCCGUCAAAACUCUUUGUGAAUAUCUGUCAUUCGACCAAAAUUCCACACCCGAUGGGAGGCGAAUGGGAUGAAGAAGAUAUGUUAAGGAAACUGGAAACGAAUCCGGACGAUAUUAACAUUCCUACGUGUGUCGGAGUCUUGGAAACAUCUAAAGAUCUUAAGGGAGAUGCUGCUAGAAAGGUGCGUUAUUAAUUUGAUUUUUGUGUUUUUAGUUUGAUGAGCAUGGAUAAUAUCAAUGAAAUGGAAGUGAUAAAGGCUGUUAAACUUUAUAAAAUGGUUUUUGAAUUGUAGUAAAAAUUAUGAGGGAUGUCUUGAGUUGUGUUUUAAAGAAAAAGCUUGAGAAGACGUUAUUUAUGACGGAUAUUAUCUUAGCUGGACCAAUUUUAACCUUCAUCAAAACUUUUUAAAAAAAUGAAGACGAUAACUGAGUGGAAACUUUUAGAUUUGCUUUUGAGGUUGUAGAGAAGUAUUAGAAGUUUUUUUUAAGACUUUUUUUCUGCAAAUGUACACAUAUAACCGACGUUAUGGCUAAUAUUAUCAUAGACACCAAUUUUCAGGUGGACGUUAUAAUCAACUCUAUUUUUUACAAGAAAUACGUUGAUGGCUCCGAGUUUUACCGUCAAUUAUUGUUCAUGGUAGUUUGUUCUUCAAUUGAAAGGCAACAUAAUUUGGUAAUCGAAGUGAAAUCACACAAAACAUUGAGGAAGCACAAACAUUGGGAUGAGCUGAAUAAGCAGAGGAUAAGAAAAUCGCCGGCAGAAUGUCUUAUUAAGGAAGAUAACAGCAGUAAAUGUAUUGAUGCGGUAUGUUGAUUGUUUUAGAAAGGUUUGGCUGUGUUUUUCCAAGGGUUUAGGUAUGAGUUAGUCUAUAAUAUUGUUUUAGGAAGACCUAGAGCCAACUCCAGCCAUUUCCGGCCAAAAGUUCACUGCCAAUUUGAUGGCUGGUAAAAUCGUGGAAAUAGUGUUAGAUGUGAAUGAUGAGAAAGAUCCAGUAACGGAUGUUAAACGUCUACGAUGUAAAUUGAAUGAAGAUCGAGUGGUUGUUAUUCUAGAUAACAAAAGGGCGAUUUUGGAUAUUUUCUUGCCAUAUCGGCUGAAUUACAACGAAUGUGACACUGAAUUUGAUGCUAUGGAGUAUAAGUUGUACAUACGAUGUCCGAUUGUGUGGUAA
Molecule: messenger RNA, 1410 nt
Organism: Bursaphelenchus okinawaensis
Lineage: Eukaryota; Metazoa; Nematoda; Chromadorea; Rhabditida; Aphelenchoididae
Source: the annotation of a GenBank genome assembly